Messenger RNA from Myotis brandtii (Brandt's bat), 3232 nucleotides. RefSeq names its product WD repeat-containing protein 3. Gene Ontology annotation, cellular component: Pwp2p-containing subcomplex of 90S preribosome; small-subunit processome. The record is from RefSeq and is a predicted model, not a curated record. Lineage: Eukaryota; Metazoa; Chordata; Mammalia; Chiroptera; Vespertilionidae. Gene Ontology annotation, molecular function: snoRNA binding; protein binding. The transcript is spliced from 18 exons. The coding region runs from base 2 to 1864 and encodes 620 amino acids. Gene Ontology annotation, biological process: maturation of SSU-rRNA.
CAUGAGUUUGUUUCCCUCUAGAUUAAGCUCUGGCAAGGGGGAGGAGGAAGACCUUGAAGUCAGUGUUGAAAUGACCCUGCAAGAUGAAAUCCAGCGGGUGACAAACAUCAAAACAUCUGCCAAAAUCAAAUCCUUUGACCUGAUCCUCUCACCUCAAGGGGAGUUAAAGGCUGUCUUCCUGCUGCAGAACAACUUGGUGGAAUUAUAUUCACUGAACCCAUCAGCGCCUGCACCUCAGCCUGUGAGGACGAGCAGGGUCACCCUCGGGGGCCAUCGCAGUGACGUGCGGACUUUGUCCUUCAGCUCGGACAAUAUCGCUGUCCUUUCCGCGGCAGCCGACUCCAUUAAGAUUUGGAACAGGUCUACACUGCAGUGUAUCCGCACAAUGACCUGCGAAUAUGCGCUUUGCUCAUUCUUUGUACCUGGUGAUAGGCAGGUGGUCAUUGGAACAAAGACAGGACGGCUGCAGCUGUAUGACUUGGCCUCGGGGACGCUGCUGGAGACCGUGGAUGCCCAUGACGGCGCUCUGUGGUCCAUGUCUCUCUCUCCAGACCAGCGUGGCUUUGUGACAGGUGGUGCAGAUAAGUCUGUCAAGUUCUGGGACUUUGAGUUGGUGAAAGAUGAAAAUAGUACCCAGAAGAGGCUUUCUGUGAAGCAAACCCGAACCCUGCAGCUGGAUGAAGAAGUUCUGAGUGUCAGGUACUCACCCCAUCAGAACCUGUUGGCUGUGUCUUUGCUGGACUGCACUGUGAAGAUUUUCUAUGUCGACACCUUAAAGUUUUUUCUCUCACUGUAUGGACACAAACUGCCUGUUAUAUGCAUGGACAUCUCUUAUGACGGAGCACUGAUAGCAACCGGCUCUGCCGACAGGAAUGUGAAAAUCUGGGGUUUGGACUUCGGGGACUGCCACAAGUCUCUCUUUGCACACGAUGACAGUGUGAUGUACCUACAGUUUGUCCCCAAGUCUCACCUCUUCUUCACCGCCGGGAAAGACCGGAAGAUCAAGCAGUGGGACGCGGACAACUUUGAGCACAUACAGACUCUGGAGGGGCACCACCAGGAGAUAUGGUGCUUGGCUGUAAGCCCCAAUGGAGACUAUGUCGUGUCAUCGUCCCAUGACAAAUCUCUGAGACUUUGGGAGAGAACAAGGGAGCCUCUUAUUCUUGAGGAGGAGAGGGAAAUGCAAAGGGAAGCAGAAUAUGAGGAGAGUGUGGCCAAAGAAGACCAGCCAGCAGUUCCAGGGGAGACUCAAGGAGAAAAUUACUUUACUGGAAAGAAAACUAUUGAAACAGUCAAAGCAGCUGAGAGGAUCAUGGAGGCUGUUGAACUAUACCGAGAAGAAACUGCAAAAAUGAAAGAACACAAAGCCAUUUGUAAAGCUGCAGGGAAAGAGGUUCCUCUCCCUACCAACCCCAUCCUGAUGGCUUACGGCAAUAUCUCUCCUUCAGCUUACGUGUUGGAGAUUUUUAAAGGAAUCAAGUCAAGUGAGCUGGAAGAGUCGCUGCUGGUGCUGCCUUUCUCCUACGUCCCUGACAUCCUGAGACUCUUCAAUGAGUUCAUCCAGCUGGGCUCUGACGUGGAACUUCUGUGUAGGUGCCUCUUCUUCCUCCUCAGGAUUCACUUUGGGCAGAUCACUAGCAACCAAAUGCUUGUGCCAGUGAUUGAAAAAUUAAAGGAAACAACUAUUUCAAAAGUCAGCCAAGUCCGGGAUGUUAUCGGCUUCAACCUGGCGGGUCUUAACUAUCUCAAGAGGGAGUGCGAGGCAAAAAGUGAAGUUAUGUUUUUCGCUGAUGCGACCAGCCACUUGGAAGAGAAGAAGAGGAAGAGGAAAAAGAGGGAGAAGCUGAUUUUAACACUGACCUAGAACUGAAAUGUGGUGCUUUUUCUACUUUUAAAAAGGACUUCUGAACUAAGCAGCAUUAGAGGCCAAGUCUGCUUACCAGGAGCCAAGUAAGAGCUUACCGUCUGCGGAGGAUCCCAGGAUGUGGCCCUGCUUUGCCUGUGGGCUCCAUUGCUUGGACUUGACCAAUGAGUCAUUUAAAAUCUUUUCUGUGCCUCGAAGGUUGGGCCUUUCAGGAGUUGGUCCCCUUAUAAUCUAGCAGAAGGCAAAGAAAUUUUUUAACUAGGUGUGUGUUUCCCUAGAGUUAACAUUUCAAGAGUAUCUUAUUUCUGCCCUGGCAGAUUUGUGACCCUGCGUUCUCCGGCUGAGACAGGUGCACAGUUGAAUGUCCUCUGCCCACAAAUGCAGGGUCAUGGAGAGCUGAAAGGACCAUGGAAAUGACCUAGAGCGGCCUCCUUAAACUAACUCUUACAGAUUAUUUCUGUAUAUAGAAAUAUCCUACUUGUGAACUGCUUAUCCUUCUCUUAAUAAAUUAGUUGUUUCUAACUAAAGUGCAGUCGAGCUGAGACUCCUGGCUGGCUUCUGGGUGAUUAGUGCCCUGUAUGUAUAAUGUGUGUCUACAUGGCAGGGAGUUGGGACUGUUUUAGGAAAAGAAAUUGACAAGUGGCCUUUCAUCAGAGCUUUGACCUGGUUGAACUUUUGAGUCACAGAAGUAGAUUUUACACUUCUUUUUGGGGGAAUGGGGAUUUCUCAUUGCCCUUAUUACUGACAGUUGGACUUAAACAGAUGCCUUAUGGAGCCUGCUUAGGCAGGUGACUACAGGAAGAUCGCGACUGCUGCCAGCGGGUGCUGACGUCAUGGGAGGCUGGGAUGGGUGUGGGUCUGUUUCUAGUGAGAGAAUUCUGAUUUCCCCUGGAGUGUGUACAUAACAGUGUUGGUCAUCUUAUCUGUUCAACUUUGCAUUUUUAUUCAAAUUUUAUCUCUUCGAGAAACACUGUCAUUUACGUGGCACUGUCCUUGCUGUACUCUAAUAUGUACAUGUCUAAAUAAGUUGUGUCAUUUACAUGUUUCAUCUUUAAAAAAAAAAAAUCAGAGAGGUUAUAUUUAUAUUUAUCUUCCCAGGGCUGGAAAGCAUGGGAAUUGCCCAGUUUUCUAACUUUCUACUAAAGGAAUAUGUCUAAGUAGAAAGUUCAUAACUACUUACAAAUAUAUUGUGUGUGUAUAUAUGUAUAGUGUGUAAGAGCUGCAUACUUAUUUUUAUAUCAGAAUGUUUUAUGAUGUAAUACUAAAUUAUAGGCAGAGGCCUUCCCCUGCAUUUGAAGAGCAGGUUUCCAUUUAUAUGUAUUUUGGAGGGAUAAAAAAUAAUGAAAUUUAUAAAAAUAGCGCCAUAAA